This is a messenger RNA of Dermacentor silvarum, 1216 nucleotides long. RefSeq lists its product as uncharacterized. Bases 158 to 1216 code for a protein of 352 amino acids. The transcript has 2 exons. The record is from RefSeq and is a predicted model, not a curated record. NCBI's taxonomy places the organism in Eukaryota, Metazoa, Arthropoda, Arachnida, Ixodida, Ixodidae.
UGCUGGGGCAAAACGUCUACGUGUCUUGUGCUCUUCCUCCGACAGGAACAAACCGCACGGUGCUUGAUCACCACAGCUGAAGGUAUGAUCAGCUAAGGAAACGCGCUAACUCAGAACGCCGUCAUUUCAUGUCGCCGCGAUAAGCAAGCAUCGCCGAAUGGAUCCCGGCUCCUUGGGCAAGGACAGCGUCGUGUCAGAGCCUUGCAGGGACGAAGAUUCGUCCGAAGCAGCAACAUCGCAUCCGCCGCCCACUGUGACUACGUGCGAAGGUCAGGGCUUCAACCGGGGCUCGUCGUGGAAGAAGAUCAUGCGCGCCAAAUUGAGGCGCGAUCCAUGUCGGCCAUCCCACAACAUCGGCGCUGCCGAAAGUGAUGUCGAGGGGUUACCCGACUCAACUGGUGAGCACCAGACGCUAUGCCCCACUGCGAACAACGUCCAGGAUACAGCAUUGUCGAACGUCGAAGACCAAUUCGCCAUGGUGCGCGAUACAGUCACAGAAAUCGGUGAGUCUUCCACGCAAGUUUCCUCGAUUCACGUUGCCUCACACACAGUGGCCCGUGAUGCCAACAGCAACGAUCUCGUCUCUUUCUCUACAAAUAUAAACAAAAGUGCAGCCACAGUGGCGCCAUCGAGCUCUCUGGAAGUCGGUGCAGGCGCACGCCCGAAAACUGGAACGGCGCGGGUCAGGUCCAAAACAAAGGUAUAUUCGGGGACCCAUCUUCCCGGUACCCGUUGCAUGCCAAGAACUAGCGACGAGAUCAAAAAACAGCACAGCAUGCAACGGGACUCACCCAAAGAUAUGCACAGAGCACGGCCGCAAGAUGCAGAGAAAAAUAAGGAAUCGCUACUGCUGCAGUUCGAGGAGGAGGAGCAGAAGGAAAAUAAUGAAGAAUCAGUGCUCCACCAUAAGAACGCCAAGUUGCAGUCGGUGUGGAAAGAACAUUUCGCUCUUCUGGAGAAAAAAGACUCUUUGCUGGCACGGCUUCAAAGUCAGGAUGAUUUCAUGCGGACUGUCGAGGCCAAUGCACGAAGACUUGAACAGAAGGAAAAAGAGUUGGAGAGGCGCAAAGCCCAAAUGAAGAAAAUGCAGGCUAUUAUCCAAGAAAUGGAGCAGAGGCUGAGGGAGGAAGACGAAGUGGUGAAUCAAUUGGAGGAGGAGAAUGCACUGCUAAGGGAGGACGAUUCAGAGGACCCGGGCCGCAAUGAAGGUGGCUAG